Cercopithifilaria johnstoni is the source of this 3954-nucleotide messenger RNA. The record is from the annotation of a GenBank genome assembly. Lineage: Eukaryota; Metazoa; Nematoda; Chromadorea; Rhabditida; Onchocercidae.
AUGUUGGCACCAGUAGUGACAAAUCGGGAUAUGACACCAUUAUUACAACCUGAUGAAGAUAUCAUCGAAUUUUUGCGUAGUAACAAUUUUGAUGUUCGUUUGCAAACAUUAAGCCAUUUAACAGUAUGGGUGAAAAAUGAUCCACAAUGGUUUUCGAAAUUUGUUAGAAAGGGUGAUUUAUUCAAACAGUUCGAGCGACUUCUAAUGGAUGAUCGUUGGGAGGUGCAACAUCAAUGCAUCAAAUUUUUGCACGAUGCAUUACCUACUUUUGGAGAUUAUAUGGAAUGGUGUAUGACUUAUUUAUUGCCAUCAAUUGUAAUCAAAUUGGGUAGUCCAAAGAUAACGAUACGUCGGAUAACGAAUCAAAUGCUUACAGCUUAUUUAAAAUUACAACCUGAUGCUUUAAAUAUUGUUCAAAAAGUGAUUGCAAAUUUUCUAUUGGAUGAUAAAAAUGAUUUACAAAUAAAAGAUGAAGCAUUGAGGGAAAUUCCGAAUCUUAUGAUAACAGAAUGUGUUAAUCAGAAUUGGAAAAUUAUGAUUAGUAGUUUAGCCGAAAUGAUGUAUACGAUUUCAUCGGAAAGACAUGAAAAAAUCAUUCGCUUACUUGCUCAUUUCAAUGUUUACUUAGGUGAAGAGAGGUUUUGGAAAAUUUUAUUAGAAUUAACAGUGAAACAAUAUGAAAUAUGUAAGAAAUAUGAAGAAAUGAUAAUUGAGAAAAGUGAAGAAAUGAAAGAAAGCCUUAAGAAUAAGGAAAAAAUUCCACCAUCUAUCGAUGUCGAAUUACGAUAUCGAUUCGGUAUAAUUCCAGUAUUUACCAGUAAUAUGCUCAGUAGUGAAAUUGAUCCAACAUCACGAAUUGUUGCCCUUGAACAGGUAAGCGAAAUAAUGAAUGGAAUAACACCUGAAGAUGCACGUAAAUUUGCAGCACAUUUGCAUUCAUAUUUUCUAACUUUGGGUAAUGUGUUGGAUGAUUUAAAUUUUAAAGUUGUCGCACUUUGCAUUGAUGUCCUUCGUUUAACGUUGGAAAAAAUUGGACCACUUUUAGCGCCAUAUUCACAACAAAUAAUUGGCUUAAUUUCAAAACAUUUUGGUAAUCAGAAAUCUUCAGUAAAACAACAAAUUAUGGCUAUAUGUAUGAUAACAAUGCGGAAUUGUUCACCGAAAACUGUCAUCUCAUAUUUAUGCGCCUAUUCAGAACAUCGAAAUUCACGAAUUCGUGAAGAAAUUUUAAAUAUUAUGACAGCCGCAUUACUUUCAUUCGAUUCACGCUCGAUUAAUCUAAAAGCAAUUGCUGAUGUUGUCGUACCAUUACUUGCUGAUCAAAAAAGACGUGUUAGAUUGGCAGCAUUUGAGUUAUUUGCUGUUCUUGCGCAUUUGUCAAAAAACUCCAUCAAACGUUUGCUAAAAUCAGUAUCAAAUAUGGAGGAAAAAUAUCGUGCUUAUGGACUUCUAAAUGCUGUGAAGGAGAGAAUAUCACGUAAAGCAUUGCCAAAGAUACGCUCUGACGGAUUAAUUGAAUAUGCCAUACCACUUGAUGCUGGCACUACAAUGAAUAGAGAAGGUUGGCGAUCGUUGAAAACGGACAAUUUAGAUUAUGAAUGGAUUAUGGGUGGUAGCAGCGGAUCAAGCAGCAUUCAUUCCAGAACAAAAUGGCCAUCAAUUAAUUCGGCAGAAAAACUUUCAUCUUCCUCACUUCCGGUUACGGAAAAUACAUUGUCAGAAAGCACUCAAUCGAUUGCUGAUAAUGAAAAUGAAUGGAAAGAAAAUUUCAAUGAGAUGUUAGGAGAAUUGGAAAAUAAGAAUAUAGUUGGAAAUGAUACGCAAAUAUCAAUGAAUGAAAGGCUAUAUUCAGAUGAAUGUUAUCAUUACAAACUUAAUGGAAAUGGUAUGGAUGAAAAAUAUUGGAACGAUAAUUCGCUUUCACAUUCGGUGGAUCGAAUUCGAUUGGAAAAAUUACAAUUAGGUAGUAAUUUAAACCAAACAACAAAUAAUGGCAAUAAUAGUAUCAUUCAUAACAAUGCGACAAAAGAAUCCAAUGAGGAAAAUAAUGUAGAAAAUGGAUUUGCUAAAACAAAAUUUGACAAUUUGGAUGGAAACUUUUUGGCAAACAAUAUUUUACGAAGCCGAAAAAUUGAAAACUCAGAAAAUGAUUUACUCAAACCAUCAAAAUCCGGAAAUUAUAACGAUAGUUAUGCACCAUCUGAACCAGCAAUACCUACUCCUUCCCUUUUACCUUUGAUGCAGAAAAGUUUCAGUCAUCAGAAUUUAGCUUCUCCAUCAAAAACUAAUGAUAUUCCUCAGCACGGCAAAGCAUUACCUAAAAUGAAUGGAAAAGGUAAUACAUCAUCAAUGAAACUGAAGUCUGCUUCAUCGAUGAGAAGUAUCACGUCAAAUUCAUCAUCAAUAGCAAGCAUAUCAAGACGUGAAAGAUGUAUUCAAAAUGUUGAAGCACUGUUGAAGAAUCCUGAAUCAUCGCUUAAUGAAGCAUUGAAAAAAUUUGAUGAUGAAGAUUGGAAUGGAAAACUUUGUGCUAUCGAAAUGAUCGUUACCUUAGCUGAAAUGUCACCAGGUGUAGUUGCUGAUAAUAUUCAUCGGGUUAUUAUGAAUUUAUUAAGUGAAUGCAAAAAUUUACGUUCAACAGUUUCUCGGACAGCAAUUUCCUCUUUUGGAACUUUAUUUGAAAAUCUCAAAACAAUUAUGGAUUCGGAGAUUGAAAAAGUAUGUCCCGUAUUAAUGCAAAAAGCCGGUGAUGUAAGUAAUGCAUUUAUUCGUGACAAUGCAACAGUUGCAUUAGAAAAAAUGAUCAAAUAUGUUUCGCCUGGGCGAUCGCUGAAUGCAUUGGUUACUGCUGGAGCUAAAAGUAAAAGCAAUACAGUUCGAGCAUGUUGUGCAAAUUUAUUAAUAAAAUUGGUGGAACGUGUAGGUCCUAUAAAUGUUAUCAGUGGUGCUGAAUUUUCGCGUUUCAUUACAUCAUUAUUGCUGUUUGCCAAGGAUGCAAAUGUAACAGUACGAAAGACUGGAAAAUAUGGAAUAAGUCUGCUAAGCCAGAACAAUGAAUUAUUUGAUGAUGCGAUACGCAAAAGUUUGAAUGAAAAUGAACGUCAAAACUUACGUGAAGUGUUAAAUGCUAUAAAUAGAAGAGGUUUAGAAGAAAGCAAUUUCGAUUCAUCAUCAUUAUCAUUAGGAUCAAGCAGUAGAAGUAGCAGUAUAAGACGAUCUGGUAGAUCUGGUAGUAAUGGACGAGAUGCACCAAUGUCACAAGAUAUAAAACAGGAUUUGUUGGAAAUUCGAAAUAAUCUUAUUGCUAGCGAAUGGGAACGACGAAUGAAAGGUUUAAAACAAUUCUCGGAAAUGGUAAAGAGGAAUGAUCGAGCAGCAAUAUCGGAUGCAAACAUUUUGGGAGCAUUUGUUAGCCGUACAUCAGACAUCAAUUUUAAAGUAUCAGUUGAAGCCAUGGAAACACUUGUCAGCAUUCUUCCGAUACUUUCUACGUAUUUUUCAAAUGGUACAACAUUGAAAGCAGUGCUAUAUCAAUUGGUCAACUCAUUGAUGUCACAUUUGGCUAGUCGUAGUGAAGGACAUCGACAGCAUGCCAAAUUAUGUUUUGAAGAAAUCACAAAAUAUAUUGAAAAUGUAGCUCUUCUGGCACCAUUUGCAGCUGCAACAAAGCAAGCUAAUGUGAAGCAAAAACCAUUUAUGUUGCAUACAUUUAGCAAAUUGGUUCAAUCGGUAUAUUCGAUUAAGCCACGACAGGUAGAAGCAGCAGGUCUUCCGGUUCUUUGGGAAUUGCUAAGAACACCACCACGAAGUUGUAGUGAUCCAGAGGUUCGAGAUGCUAUUCAUCAUUAUGCUGUUAUAAUGGCAAAAUGUCUUGGCAUUAAAACACUUCUGGAAUUGUCUACAUUCCGGAUUAGCCCAAGUCAGAAGAAAACUUUACAGGAAUUAAUUUCCUGA